Suillus bovinus is the source of this 835-nucleotide messenger RNA. RefSeq lists its product as uncharacterized. The record is from RefSeq and is a predicted model, not a curated record. NCBI's taxonomy places the organism in Eukaryota, Fungi, Basidiomycota, Agaricomycetes, Boletales, Suillaceae. The transcript is spliced from 2 exons. The coding region runs from base 144 to 590 and encodes 148 amino acids.
GUACAGCAUGCAUGGAUCUAGAUAUCGGCGGCUUCGCCGUAACAAUGAAAUUGUACUGCACCACACUGGCCCUUGACACUUAUAAAAGGCUAGCUAUGCUCCUCUGAUUCUGCACCUCUUCCGCGCCCUCACCAUUACUCGCCAUGCGAACCUCUACCAGACGCCAGUCCCCAGCUCCCGCAGAUCUUGUCACGUAUCGUUUUAAUAAUCAAAUGAUGUACGUGCCUCCGGCGGAGAACUUCGACCAAGCAGUCACAUUUGCCAGAUCAGCAUUUGAGGGCGACCUCACUGGGAUUGACAAAAGCCGGAUAUCCUUCUCGCUGAAUGUGCUGGCGAACGGGAAGCAGAGUUCUGUGGGGAUAAGCCGUGUGGCAUGGUCGACAACUAUGUCGCAUCUGGCACAAUAUGAGAUAAUAGACGUGCACGUCCAGCCAGAGCUCAGAGUACCCGGAAGUCCCGAACCCCCUCCGAGUUAUCGGUCUUGUGGCUCACCUAAGGACAGCGAGAAGGAGCAGCAUUCGUCAUCACAUUCAUCAUCACUUAUACACCGUCUCGUUCCAACUCGUCUGUUUCAGCGGCUGAGUCCCUGAACGUGGCAUGAUACCGGACACCUUUGGGCUUCCUGUUUCACUAUGUAGAGCUACCUUAACAUGCGGACUAUUAUGGAAAGCAAUGUCUCAUUGUAGUAAAUUGUGUCAAACACUCAUUGUAUUACAUUCAUUCAACAACGGUUAAAACGAUCUGGUGCUAUUGUUAUUUCUAUGUUACAUGUAUCACUGCUGUAUCGAUUCAGAUGAAUAUGAAUAAAGACGUGUAGUACUAUGCUCCCAUCACA